AUCAGAAGUCAUUGAAGAAGAAUUGAAGUCUUACUCAUUUCAUUUCAAGCAUGAUUCGUGAAGCUACCCAUGUUAAUGUAAAACACGAGUACGAAGGGCAUUUGAGAGGCCUGUUGAGGAGGCGUAACUCUAUGAAACGGCCUAUGAUUCAACUUAAAUGUGAAGCUGAAACAUCGAAAAAAAAACCAGCACAAGAAUAUACUAUCCAAGUUGUCAAACAAAUGCGUAGCGAGUUAAACAACAUGUUAAGAACAAUUACAGAGGCAAUUACUCAGCAGUUAACUUUAAACCGACAAGUCCAUUUGGAUGGAGUUAAUCAAUUACAGAAAACGCUUCUUUCAGUAUUAAAGCCGUUCGAACAAUUAGACUUACUGACAUUAAAUAUGGUCGCGGUCAACUACUCUUUGAAAGAUAUUUACUCUUCUUGGGAUGAUAUGUGUUCAUUUCUAACGGUGUAUUAUUCUACAAUUACUUUAUAUGAAAGGGUUGAAAUGUUUAUGAGAAAAGGACUGGAACUAGUUGAUCAGCUGUACGAUCUCUUAUACUUUCAAACAACUUUGCAAUUCGCAAUGGCUCGUGUUCCUUUUUCAAUAACUGGUCUCCAAAACUUAAACCUUCUGGUUUCUACACUCCAGAAACAAGCCAUCAGCUUAAGUUCCACUGCAACAGCAUUGAUUCCUUUACAAGAGGAACUUGAACAAGUCAAUUAUUAUCACAAAUGCUGGCAACGAGUACACACGGUUCUUACCAUCUUUUCAGAACCUCAUCGCCUGCCAAAACACGUUCGGAGCGAAAUUGCUUCUUGGUUUCAAAAUAUGCCCAACUGUUAUCCUAAGCAACUUAUUUUGCUGAGCCUAUGCCUGUAACCUUUACGAUUGUUCAAAAAGAUAAACCCAACUCUAGUGGGAAUUAUAAUUAAAUACAUGUCAAAUACCAUACAAAUUACAAUACACACAAUAACAUAACUAACGUAUAUACAUUAUGCGAACAGUAUUAAAUAAAAGUACAUUACCUUUGCAAUUUUGCAUAACUUGAAG
Schizosaccharomyces octosporus yFS286 is the source of this 1037-nucleotide messenger RNA. RefSeq lists its product as uncharacterized. The coding region runs from base 51 to 866 and encodes 271 amino acids. NCBI's taxonomy places the organism in Eukaryota, Fungi, Ascomycota, Schizosaccharomycetes, Schizosaccharomycetales, Schizosaccharomycetaceae. The transcript has a single exon. The record is from RefSeq and is a predicted model, not a curated record.